CGCAUAAAGUCUUUUGACUCGUGUAUUUUCCGUAAAAAAAAAAAAAUCGCGUAGCUAUUGGUUGAGACUUCUUCGAGUUUCAUGUUCCUCACGCUCUACAUGCAAAAACAUCAUCUUCAAUGCUACGACUGCGAACGGACCCUGCAUAUUACUUCUUCACACAUUAACAAAAAUAAAAAGAGUUCAAAACAAUCACAUUUCCCACCAAACAUUUUCCGGCGAAAAUGUCGAUAACAAACGACGAGAAAGUGGUGUGUGUCACCGGCGGCAGCGGCUACAUUGGUUCUUGCUUAGUCUCUCUCCUCCUCUCUCGCAACUACACCGUACACGCCACCGUCAAAGACCUCAACGAUGAGAAGGAAACGAAACAUCUAGAAGCCUUAGAAGGCGCAACUACUCGCCUCCGAUUGUUCCAAAUCGAUCUUCUUGAUUACGAUUCCAUUUUUGCCGCGGUAUCCACCACCUAUGGCGUUUUCCACCUCGCUUUCCCUUGCUUUGUCGAUCAAGUUCAAGACCCUGAGAGGCAGAUGCUUAAUCCAGCGAUAAAAGGGAUGAAUAAUGUAAUGAGAGCUGCAAAAGAAGCCGGAGUGAAGCGCGUGGUGGUGACUUCCUCAACAUCUGCAAUUAUGCCUAGUCCUAAUUGGCCUGCUGAUGUUGUCAAGGCUGAGGAUUGUUGGACUGACGUCGAGUAUUGCAAGAAAAACGAGUUGUGGCAUCCACUUUCCAAGACACUGGCUGAAAAAACAGCUUGGGAGUUAGCUAAAGAGAAUGGUUUGGAGCUGGUAGUGGUAAAUCCUGGCCUUGUGUUGGGGCCAGCUAUUCCACCCACGCUAAAUGCAAGCAUGAUUAUGUUACUUCGCCUUAUUCAGGGCUGCACUGAAACUUAUGAAGAUUUCUAUAUGGGAUCUGUCCAUGUUAAGGAUGUAGCUCUGGCACACAUUUUAGUAUAUGAAGAUAAGUCUGCUACUGGAAGACACUUGUGUGUGGAAGCUGUAUCACAUUACGGCGACUUUGCUGCCAAAGUUGCACAACUAUUACCGGAGUAUAACGUACCAAGGUUGCCAAGAGAUACACAGCCAGGGCUGUUGAGAGCCAAGGAUGCAGCAAAGAAGUUGAUGGAUUUAGGUCUGCAGUUCAUACCAAUAGAGCAAAUAAUCAAAGAGUCUGUUGAAAGCUUAAAGAGCAAAGGUCUUUUAUAACCUUCCUUGUUCAAGCUCUAAGAUCAGAAGCUAUGUGUCUUUAUAAACCCUGCACUUACUAGUGCAGUGUUAGUAGACUGCGAAUAAUGUUGUAUUUUAGUUGUUCUAGCAACCUUAUAAGCUUGUACUAGCAACUUUGAGAUCACUUCAACUCUAAGAGCAAUAAAUGACUAUUUUAAUAGCA
Spinacia oleracea (spinach) is the source of this 1383-nucleotide messenger RNA. RefSeq names its product cinnamoyl-CoA reductase 2. The coding region runs from base 225 to 1199 and encodes 324 amino acids. Gene Ontology annotation, molecular function: oxidoreductase activity, acting on the CH-OH group of donors, NAD or NADP as acceptor. The transcript has 6 exons. NCBI's taxonomy places the organism in Eukaryota, Viridiplantae, Streptophyta, Magnoliopsida, Caryophyllales, Amaranthaceae. The record is from RefSeq and is a predicted model, not a curated record.